AGGCUCCGUCCAGCUGCUGUCCUUUCCUCCCAGGCCAGUUGAAAUGUCCUGUUAACGUUUCGCUGUGAAUUCCUUUCGGACUCUGAGAUGAACGUGAAGUGGACAUUGAAACGAUUUCUUCUUAUGUCGUUUUCAGUCUCCCACCUGCUGUUACUAGAGGGAGCUCAGAUCCAACGUUCAGUAGCAGAAGGACGAUCACAAAGAAGGGCUAAUGCACUCCGGAGGAAACGGGAUCUCCUUGGGGAGGAGACAUAUAGGCCAUUGUUGUCAGAGGGUACCCUGUCACGCAGUAUUUUGCACAACUACACAGCCAGAGAUUCCUCUUCAGAACACUGCGGCUGCCUUAAUGGUGGCUGGUGUCAGGAGGGCGGUGUGUGUGACUGCGCUCAGUUCCAGGCACUGGGAGACCGCUGCCAAAUCAUACCCAAUCAGGGCCAGGAUCGAGAUGGGAUCUGCAGGUCGUGGGGUCAGCACCACUACGAAACAUUUGACGGAAUCUACUUCUAUUUCCCUGGAACCUGCUCCUAUAUUCUGGCUCAGGACUGCCACUCGGCUACACCACAGUACACAGUGUGGAUUCAUAAUAGCAGAGUGUGUGAUGGAAGUGGAUAUUUAUGUCCGAGAGCUCUCAGUUUGUUCUUCCCAAAUGAGGAGGAGAUUCACAUCUCUGGAUAUCAGGUCCAUCAGGGAGGUCGCAGGUUGAGUCUGCCUCAGACUGUAGGUGGGGUGUUUAUUGAGCGACUGGCCGACUACCUGCUGGUGAAGAGCGUGUUUGGCUUCUCCUUGGCCUGGGAUGGAGGCUCGGGCGUCUACUUGAAAAUGAGUGAGGAGCACCAGGGCGCCCCAUGUGGCCUGUGUGGGAACUUCAACCACAUCGCUGGCGAUGACCUUACCACUGCUCGUGGCAUUCGGACAGACGAACCUGCAGUAUUUGCCAACAGUUGGACUGUGGAUCUCCCUCAUGAGAGAGUUUGUCCCUCAAUCGAUCUCGACUUCAAUGGGCCCUGCGAUUCUGAGUCAGACAUGGAUGACGCCAUCGAGAAAUGCAGUGCGCUUCUCUUCUUUCCAUUUCUGUCAUGUCAUGAAAAUAUUGACCCCAAUCCUUUCGUGGCCAGCUGUGUGUCUGACCUCUGUGUGUCUGAUGAUGAGGAAACAUUUUGUCGUGCUUUGGUUGAAUACACCAGAGCCUGUUCACAUGUAGGAUAUCCUGUGAGGGAGUGGAGAGACAGUUUCCCCUCAUGUUAUGACGGCUGUGAGGAGAGCUUUGUGUAUAGAGACUGUAUCAGUUGUUGUCCACCCACCUGCACGUUUGAGAAAGAGUGUCUAGGAACCAACCUGCAUUGUCUGGACGGCUGCUACUGUCCUGAUGGUCUUAUCUUACAGAACGGGACUUGCAUCCCUGUUUCUCAGUGUCACUGUGUUUAUCAUGGAACAUCAUACCUACAAGGACAAGUUCUCCAACAGGGCUGCAGCAUCUGCGCGUGCAUGGGAGGAGUGUGGAACUGCACCGAGAACAACUGCACAGUCGAGUGUUCGGUGGUAGGAGACGUGUUUGUGACCACGUUCGACGGCAGGAUGUUCCUCCAGCCGGGGGCGUGUCAGUACGUGCUGGCGAAGAGCCGUGGCAGCAGCAGAUUCACCGUCACGCUGCAGUACACGACCUGCGCAGAGCAUCAGGCGUGUAUUCAGUCAGUAACCGUGGUGUUGGAUGAAGAUGUGAGUCAUCAGAUCACCUUGACAAGAGAAGGGGAGGUGAUAGUUGGUGUCCACGCCGCUCCUGCGCUCCCUUACGUUGAUGAUGCUGUUGAGGUGCACAGGCUGACCUCUGUGUUCACACAGCUGAAGACAGGGAUCGGUCUGAAGCUGUUUUAUGACGGCAGAGGGGGUCGGGUUUACGUGCAGCUGGAUGGCUGGUGGCGUGGACAGACAUUGGGCCUUUGCGGAACUUUUAAUGGAAAUCUACGAGACGACUUCCUGUCUCCGGCAGGUAUGAUAGAGGGCACGCCUCAGCUGCACGCCAACGCUUGGAAGGUGUCGUCUGCGUGUGUUGCUCCCAUUAAUCUGCCCGUUAUAGACCCAUGUGAGAUGAACCAGAACAACGUGUUCUAUGCAUCCCAGUGCGAUGUGCUUUUGGGGAGUGUGUUCGCCCCCUGCCAUGGCUACAUCAGUCCAAACAUCUACCAGCAGCAGUGUCGUUACCAGGCCUGUCGCUGCGGAAGCAGCUGCCUGUGCACGGCGCUGGCUCACUACACUUAUCUGUGCUCCAAACAUGACGUUGAAAUUAACUUCCGAGCACACGUCUCUGAAUGCGGAGUGGUGUGUCUCGGAGGUAUGCUGUACCACUCCUGCGUGUCAUCCUGUGGUCGAUCCUGCCGUGCUCUGCCUGUCGUCGAGACGUGUGACCCCGAGGACUGCGCGGAGGGGUGUGGUUGUCCUGACGGCGGUUACUAUGAUGAUGUGCGCCAGCGCUGUGUGCAGCUGUCUCAGUGUCAUUGUUACUCCAUGGGUGGGGUGUCCCAGCCAGGAGAGGUGACCUUCAGUGCGUCUGGACCUUGCCUGUGCAGAAAUGGGAAGAUGGAGUGUGAGCCGGAGGAAAAAGAGCCCGACAGCGUAGAGGUCGGGGAGUGUCCCGAGGGGAAAGUGUACCACAGCUGCACCGAGCAGAGAGGAGGCGUGGCCUGCGCGCCGACCUGCCGUAACCUGAUGUUGAACCUCACCUGCCCACCCAACACGCCGUGCAUACCUGGCUGCGUCUGCCCCCCUGGGCUGGUGCUGCACCAGGGCGACUGCUACUACCCGGAGAACUGCCCCUGCGCUUGGCUGGGACUUGAAUACCUGCCUGGGCAAAUAGUGGAAACAUCUUGCUACAGAUGUGUUUGCCAUCGUGGUUUUUUUAACUGCAGCUACUAUCCGUGUCCAGCUGUGUGCACUGUAUACAGCGACAGACACUACCACACCUUUGACGGCCUCGAGUACGACUACUACUCUGACUGUCAGGUCUACCUGCUGAAAAGCGCUGGAGAAACCGAGGUGUCCAUUGUUGCCCAAAACAAAGACUGCUACGAGAGCGGCAUUGUGUGCAUGAAAAUCCUGGUGAUUCACGUGGGACUCACCAAAAUCUACUUCACUGACAACUCUGGCAAUCCUAACCCCUCAACUGUCGUGGGCCGAGGGUCAGAGUUUGAGCUCUGGAAGGCGGGCUACUACACGGUGGUUCAUUUCUCCAGCCAGGAUCUGACCAUCCUCUGGGAUCGCAAGACGACUGUGCACAUCAGAGUCGGCCCUCGUUGGAAGGGCCUUCUCAGUGGGAUGUGUGGAAAUUUUGACAGCGUGACAGUAAACGACAUGACCACAUCUAGCCACAUGGAAGUCAACAACGCGCAGACAUUUGGAGACAGCUGGGCCCUAGGACAGUGUGAAAGUGACUACAUACUUGAGCGACCGUGUGAAGGGGACUUGGGGAGACAGCCGUACGCUAAAAGGGAGUGUGCUCUCCUCUACAGUGAUGUAUUUGCACCUUGUCACAAUGUGGUUGAUGUGGCCUGGUUUUAUAGGAACUGCCUGACAGACACUUGCAACUGCAACCGCGGGGGAGAUUGCGAGUGCCUUUGCACGUCCAUCGCUGCGUACGCGCACAAAUGCUGUCAGCAGGGGGUCACGAUACACUGGAGAUCGCCCUCAGUCUGUCCUUAUGACUGUGAGUACUAUAACCAAGAGUUAGGCGAUGGCCCAUUUUCGUUGGCGAGUGCUGCUUAUAAUGACACCAUAUUUGGAGUGAAUCACACCAGCAGUUCAGUGUUUCCGCUCAUAAGAGAGAAGCCAGGACAGUUGCCCGCUCCAGGCCUGCUCUUCAACUUUAUGAUCACCGAAGGCCUGUGGAAGGACAGGAUGUCACGCGUUCCUGUCGUUUCGCUGGAGUCUGCAGAAAGACCAAAUUAUUUUCUUGCGGUGUCGGGCCGCAGCCGCCUCCAGCUGGAGCAGUGGAGUCGAGGGGCAGAGUUCGCCCGCAGGGCGACCUUCGUCCAGCACCAGGGGCUGUUUCUGCCAGGUUACACCUCGUUCGAACUCGUGGGCCAACUGGGAAUGUUUCUGACACUCACACGCACUGCCGCUCGAGCCCAGAGAUACGGCAGCUCAGAGGGCUUCAAGGCCAGCAGCAGCUUCACCCUGGAGGAAAGUCCAUUUAUAAUACCUUACCGUAUGAUGUGCGAGUGGCGUUACCAGGCCUGCGCAAGUCCUUGUGUCCACACGUGCAGCGAUCCGGAUGCCACGCGCUGCCAUUUCCUGCCUCCCGUGGAGGGUUGCUUCCCCCGUUGUCCCAAGAACAUGAUCCUGGAUGAAGUCACAAGAAGAUGCGUCUACCCAGAGGACUGCGUGUCCCUUCCUCCAACUCCAACGCCCUUCGCCUUUGUGACACGGUCCAACAGAACCACGACCGCGCCGACAACCACGACUUCCACCACAACCACAAGAAUGACAACUACUACAAAAGCAACGACAACCCCCUCCACUACCGUCAGGCCCACGACAACUACACCCACCACCACCACCCCAGCUGUCACCACAACAUUAACUACCAAGCUCACCACUACUACAGCUCCACCCACAUCCACUGCACCUUCAACUACGGUUGUUCCUACCACACCUUCAACCACACCCGAACCAACCACUCUCAGCACAACGGAAGUGACGCCCACUCUAUCCACAGCGCUCACCACAACAACCCCCACCACCGCACCCACCACAGUCCCUUCAACUUCGAUCCCCCUUCCCACGACAUCUGCUUCCACCACCACCGCUACCACACCGACUACCCCGCCGCCCACCACGUCCCCCACCACCGCCCCGCCGCCAACCACCACAGUCGCCACGACUGCCCCCACCACGACCAUCCCCGAGACCACCACUCAGUCCGCAACCACUCCCGAACCAACCACUCCCACCACCCCAGAAACCACCACCACCACUGAGCCAACGACGGCUCCACCGACCACAGAGCCCACCACUACAGAGAUGAUCACGAGUCCCGAAACCUCUCCUACAACUGAAGCGCCAACCACCCCUCAUUUCCUCCUGCCCACCACACCAUGCACACCUCCCUUCUCCCAUCGUAUUGACGAGUGCGCCGAGCUGAUUUGUUUCAACGGAGAGCUGCUUCUUCACAACUCCUCCCUCCACUGUCGCUACAGCACCGUCGCCCCUCAGUGCAGUCUGCUGGGCCUGCCCGUCCUCGUCAAUACGGACCCCUGCUGCCCACAGUGGCAGUGUCCGUGUCGCUGUACUGUGAUGUCAGACUUGCGUGUGAUCACAUUCGAUGGUAAUAAUGUGGCCUUGUAUGACAACGGCUCCUACAUCUUGGUCAACCUGCCGAGAGAAACUAUUAUUGGCACUGUGGAGAAAUGUCCAACCAGCCAGAGCGUAAACUCCAUCAGGCGACCUAGUCCAACAGGUGGAACGUCUGGUCUUUGUUUUAAGAAGCUGAACAUUACAACUUCCAACCACAGGAUCAUAAUCAACCGACUUGAUCGCAAGGUAACAGUAAACUACAGGCUUGCAAAGCUCCCAUUUUCCCGUCACUCGUUUUAUGUGGAAGACACGGGCAGCAUGUACCUGAUCCACACACCUGGCCGCAUUAGCAUACAGUGGUAUCACAGCACAGGGAUUAUGGUGCUGCUGUACAAUGCCCCCAGCAAUGCAUCUGUGCCCACCCGAGGCCUGUGUGGCUCUUGUGACGGGAAUCCAGAGGAUGACCUGAAGCUGCCGAACGGCACCGUGGUCAGGGAAGUGGGAGACAUGAUGCUCUUUCUGCAGGCGUGGAGGGUCCAGACCACAGACGACACCGAACACACACGCAGGGUCGGAGACAACUGCACCGUUGGGGACUGCUCCACGUGUCUUUCAAUGCUGCAGCAGAGGGCCUUUACACCCUGUCACAGCAAGGUGCCUCCAGAGCAGUUCUGUGACAUCAUGUGGGCGGGCGACCUGCAUUACAAGGACCACCAGUGUGACUUUCUGGCGGCCUACGUGGCAGUCUGCUACACACAUCAAGUCUGCAUCAGCUGGAGGCGAAACAACUUCUGCCCGCUGCGGUGUCCCCCCGGCAAGGAGUAUCAGCCGUGUGUGAGCACCUGCAACAGCCGCACCUGUCUUAACAAGGACUACUACGAGGAAACCACCUGCUCCUUCAUCAGGGAGGAGUGUGUGUGUCGCAGUGGGACCAUCCUGCACCGAGCCGACUCGCCCUACUGUGUCACCGAGGAUCGUUGUGUUUGCACAGACAAUGAGGGGAACCCCCGGGCCCCUGGAGAGGUGUGGAACGGCUCUGCUCGAAGCUGCUGUCUGUAUAAGUGCAUGGAGAACGGCUCUGUGGUCGCUGUGGAACCAGACUGCAGUGCUGUUCCUACACCACUGUGUGAGAGGGAGGGAGAGUAUGUCCUGGAUGUGUUAGAAGAAGGAUCCUGUUGUCCAAAGAAGAUCUGUGAUUGCAACAUGACAAUCUGUGACAGCGAGGCGCCCCCUUGUGAUAAUGGCAACCGGCUGGUGAUUGGUUACAGCGCACUGUCCUGCUGUCCAGAGUACCGAUGUGAGUGUGAUCCCAUGGCGUGCCCUCCUGUUUCUGCCCCCGACUGCAGGGAAGAUCAGUUCCUUGUCGAGGUCAGGGGCCAGAAAUCUUGUUGCUAUUCUUUUCUGUGCGUGUGUGAGUCAUGUAUCGAGCCCAUUCCCACUUGCUCUCAUGGAGAAAUCCUGGCGGUAGAUCUGAACACCACCAACAGCUGCUGUCCACAGUACCAUUGUGUGUGUGAUGUUAACCUUUGUCCCAAAACAUCUGUAAGUUGUGCACCUGGGCUCUCUUUGGUUGAAACUGCUGUUCCUGGGGAUUGCUGCCCUCAUCACCACUGUGAAUGUCAAUGUGAAGACGCCGCGCUCUCCAUAUGUCAGUUGGGGGAGGUUCUGGUUGAAGUCCCUGACAGCAGCACCAUCUGCGGCUGUCCUCAACACACGUGUCAGAAAGGUGCGGUGUGUCUGUUCCAAGGCGUGACAGUGCUGGGUCCAGGACAGUCUCUGGUUCAGUACUUUGAAGGAGAACUGUGCUACACCGUUCAGUGUCUGCAUUUCAAAGAUCCACUCACCGGCUUCCACGCAAUGGAGAUCACCUCUGUCAACUGCUCCCAAAAAUGCGGACCUCACCAGGUGUACGCGCCGUCCACAGACCCUCAGGUGUGCUGUGGCUCCUGUAAAAACAUCUCCUGCACCUUCACCAACGAAAACGGAUCGGCGGAGCUUUUCACUGCAGGGAGUUCCUGGGUGGAGAACUGCACACGUUACGACUGCGUGGAGACAGCAGUGGGAGCGGUGAUUCUGGCGUCGGGGGUCAUCUGUCCUCCUUUCAAUGAUUCAGAAUGCGUUCAGAGCGGCGGUGUUGUUCAAAGCUACGUGGACGGUUGCUGUAAGACAUGUAAAGAAGACGGGAAGACAUGUAAGCGGGUGGCAAUCCGGACCACCAUUAGAAAAGACGACUGCAGAAGUAAUUCACCGGUUACAGUGUACUCUUGUGAUGGGAAAUGUCCAUCCGCCACCAUAUUCAACUUUAACAUAAACAGUCAUGCCCGUUUUUGUAAGUGCUGCCGUGAGAGUGGACUGCAAACACGGACUGUCUCACUGUACUGCUCUCGCAAUGCCACCAUGGUGGACUACAACUUCCAAGAACCUCUGGACUGUUCCUGCCAGUGGAACUAAACCAGCUGGACAUGUGAACAAAACGUGACAAAUUAGGCAAAUGUUUUAUUAAAGGGAUUUAAAGGGGCUUUUUGUUUUUAUUAUACUUAUUGGACAAGCGUAAAACACCAGCCAUUUUGUUUUGUUAUACUAGCACACAGGACAACACUGACCUUGUGUUAGAGCUGCAUCUGCUGUCUGUGGAAAAUGAGUUUGUUUAUAUAUUAGUUAUCCAUUUAAUUAACAACUGCCGUGCCAACCCUGUCAGCUUUUAGUGUUUUCAGCUGAUGGAAACUCUAGUGUUUUUAUUCCAGUUCUUGCGUUUUUAUGUAAAGUAGGUGCUGUUUGAUAGCCUUGUGCUUUUGUUCCUAGAAAUUGAAAUGGCUUUUAUUUUGCUUUUGUUUUUAUUGUUUUAGGUAAAGCAGCCGAUUAAACUAUUUAAAAGUG
Messenger RNA from Austrofundulus limnaeus, 8163 nucleotides. RefSeq names its product otogelin-like (gene otogl). Gene Ontology annotation, molecular function: protein binding; alpha-L-arabinofuranosidase activity. The record is from RefSeq and is a predicted model, not a curated record. Gene Ontology annotation, biological process: L-arabinose metabolic process. NCBI's taxonomy places the organism in Eukaryota, Metazoa, Chordata, Actinopteri, Cyprinodontiformes, Rivulidae. The transcript has 57 exons. Gene Ontology annotation, cellular component: extracellular matrix. Bases 88 to 7737 code for a protein of 2549 amino acids.